UGGCUCUAUGUACCGGGAAAGCCGUAGAUUACGAAUACGAAACGAUACAGGUACGUAGGUAUAUGUUACCAGCUAUGAUUGGCACGGCAAAUGUUUGAUUUUCACGUAAUGUCACGUCAGACGUGGUAAAUAAAGUUAGAUAAAAGUAACGCACUCGAGGGGCCGGGUGCGACAGUCGACGCAUGCGCGGUGAAGGUGGUGGUGAACGCGAGCGAUCUUCACUUGCCGUCCGCCGACAUGACCAGCCGUCAGCUCCGCCGGCUGGCCGCCCUGGGCCGCCCCGGCCUUCGCUCGCAGCCUUGCGUCUGCUCCCGCCGUUACAGCCAAGUGAGGCCCGUCUAUGUUAUAGAGAGACCUAAAUGGCGCAACUCGGCACCCAACUUCUAUGCACUUCAAUCUAUUGAUAUGAGACCCUACUCAUUCGUGCACAACUUAGACCCAGCAGUUCGUGAAGGAUCCCACAAAAAUGCCGACGAUGUGCUUUUCGAUAUGUUCAAAAACGACGACUCGGGUCUGCUGCCUGUUGGAAAAUUUUUGGCCGCCUUGAGGACAACAGGAAUAAGAAAGAAUGAUCCUCGUGUGAAAGAAGUCAUGCAUAAUCUAUACAAGGUUCACAAAGAAUCAAACUUCGAAGGUGGAUCACCUGAAACUUUGAAACUGGAUCGGAAGACAUUUAAAGAAGUUAUCUCGCCAAACAUAGUGUUAAUUACUCGAGCAUUCCGAAGCCAAUUCGUAAUUCCAGACUUUCAAGAUUUCAUAAAAGACAUUGAGGAGAUGUAUUGGACAGCCAAAAGCAUCACUGAUGGUAAAGUGGCCAGUUACAUUCCACAAUUAGCGAGGGCGAAUCCGGAUAAUUGGGGUGUAAGUGUGUGCACCAUUGAUGGACAAAGGUUUUCUAUUGGUGAUGUGAACUUGCCAUUUACUCUUCAGUCAUGCAGUAAACCUCUAACUUACGCGAUGGCGCUCGAGACAUUAGGACCCGAAGUAGUUCACCAGUAUAUUGGCACUGAACCAAGUGGACGCAACUUCAAUGAACUCGUCUUGGAUUAUAAUAUGAAACCUCAUAACCCUAUGAUAAAUGCUGGGGCAAUAUUGGUGUGCUCAUUACUGAAAACACUGGACAAACCAGACAUGACUUUAGCGGAGAAGUUCGACUACGUGAUGUCGUUUUUCAGUCGCCUGGCGGGCAACGAACUGUUGGGUUUCAACAAUGCUGUAUUUUUAUCCGAGCGCGAGGCGGCUGAUCGCAACUACGCUCUGGGAUUUUACAUGCGCGAGCAUAAAUGCUAUCCUGAGAAGACCAAUUUUCGGGAAUGCAUGGACUUUUAUUUUCAGUGCUGUUCAAUGGAAGCUAACUGCGAUAUAAUGUCAAUAAUGGCCGCAACUUUGGCUAAUGGCGGCAUUUGCCCCAUCACCGACGAGAAAACCCUGCGACCGGAUUCAGUGAGAAACGUAUUAUCCCUGAUGCACAGCUGUGGGAUGUACGACUACUCCGGCCAGUUCGCCUUCAAAGUGGGCCUGCCUGCAAAGUCCGGGGUGUCAGGAGCCAUGCUGAUUGUUGUUCCAAAUGUCAUGGGAAUUUGCACAUGGUCCCCACCGCUCGACCCGCUUGGUAAUAGUUGCAGAGGCUUACAGUUUUGUGAGGAACUGAUCAAGCGUUUCAACUUCCAUAAAUAUGACAACAUUCGGUACGCGAGCCACAAGAAAGACCCGCGUCGUUACAAAUUCGAAUCUACCGGACUGAGUAUUGUGAACUUGCUGUUUUCAGCUGCGAGCGGCGACCUGAGCGCACUACGAAGGCACCAUUUAUCUGGCAUGGACAUGACUCUGUCAGACUACGACGGCAGGACAGCGCUGCAUUUGGCCGCAGCUGAAGGGCAUCUGGGUUGUGUGGACUUCUUGCUAGCGCAGUGCAACGUACCCCACGACCCGCAGGACCGGUGGGGCAGUCGGCCCCUCAACGAAGCAGAAACAUUCAACCACGCUGCAGUCGUCCAAUAUUUAAAAGAAUGGGAACUGACUCACCCAACCAGCAAACUGCCUGAGAAAUCCAACACGGUCGAUGACUUUCUCCACGUGAAACCAGAUGCCGACGACGCGGUGAAAGAUCCCAGCAUCCAAGAAAUUGUAUCCAGAAAUGGUGAGAACAACAAGUAGUAAGAGCGAAGUGUACAUGUGAAAAAUCUGGAAUUUUCAAUCAAAUAUAGGUCCUUGUAUUUACCUAUUUAUUCUACACAUAGAAAACUGUUACAAUUGUCUACUUAACGUAUGUACCUUUUGAAAUUAGCGGGACCGCUGAAAGUGGCGUAUUUGUUGUGAUGUUGAGGAAACAGGGCAUGUUCAUAGUAAGUUGUUCAAUUAAACCUUAGUUAUGAGAAGAAUCUCUAAUUACUUAAUAGAAAUACAUAUGAUAAUUACUGGAGAUUGCUCUGCAAUUAAAGCCUCUAAAUGUUAGGUAAAACAGUAGGAAAACAAAUACUUACUGUAUGUGUACCAUCUAUUCAAGAAUCUCACUGUAAGCAGGUACCAUAAAUAAAUCAUUUUGUCUCAGUAUAGCACAAACCAUUUUUUGAUUGUGUCUGUGAUUUAUGUAAAUAUUAUUUAAGUUGUACUGAAAUGUAUUAAGUUUUUGUACUAUUUAUUUAUUAUACUGAAUUUUAUUUAAUACAAUUAUCCAAAAUUCUCAAUAAGACAGUUUAAAGAGAUCAUUUGUAUUGUUGUUGUACCAGGUAAUAGGUGUAUUCACCUACCAAUUUUAUCUAUCUACAUUCAAAGUUUAUGAAACUUUUUUAUCACAUUAAUUUAAAUAAACUAUAUAAUGAUUAUGCAUGAGUUCCUUCACUAUUUACUAAAAUAUUUUUGUAAGUACAUUCCAUACACAUUAAAUGUUACUGUUACUUAUAUGAAUCUUUAACUUAUAUUUAUAAUAAGCAUAUUGCCAAAGAGGAAAACAAAUGUAUUAAAUUUUGAAGCUUUCUAGUUUCUAUAUUUAAUUAUUACUAUAUUGAGUCAAUGCUAAACCAAGUUAUUCAAACUGCAUAAUCUAGAGUGAUACACAAAAUCACAUGACUUUUGUAUGAUUACAUACAUAUACCAUGCACAAAAGAUGCAUUUUGGAUACUUUAACUUAGUAUUUGCUUUUAAAUGGAAUAGCAUUAUAAUUGGCUUUUCUAUCUCAAUGUGACAAUAAUAUAAAAUUAGUUAACUUGUGUGGUAGAAUAAUAAAUAUAAAAAUGUUUGUAUUGAUGUGUAAUGUCAAUUAAAUUGUUGAUGUAUUAUAAAUGUGUUUU
Bicyclus anynana (squinting bush brown) is the source of this 3290-nucleotide messenger RNA. RefSeq names its product glutaminase liver isoform, mitochondrial (gene GLS). The transcript is spliced from 10 exons. Gene Ontology annotation, molecular function: glutaminase activity; protein binding. NCBI's taxonomy places the organism in Eukaryota, Metazoa, Arthropoda, Insecta, Lepidoptera, Nymphalidae. Gene Ontology annotation, biological process: L-glutamine catabolic process. The record is from RefSeq and is a predicted model, not a curated record. The coding region runs from base 238 to 2157 and encodes 639 amino acids.